AUGGACAACCAACCGCAAAGAAACUGCAGAGAAAAAGCUGUGGAGAAGCCUCAAGAAGGGAGGUUAAAACAAGAGAGAAAAGAAGGGCUACAUGAAAAGCAACAGGCACUGCCAACAUCCCCUGCCUCACCACCUUCAGCAUCAUCAUCUCCUUCUCAUGAGUUCUCCUUCACAAUAUCUCUCCACUCUACCUCAGCGCCAGUCCCUGAUAAGGUAAAAACCCCUCCUAAUUCAUUUGCUAUUGAUUUGUCUCCAGCAGAUGACAUUUUCUUCCACGGGCACCUGCUUCCUCUCCAUCUCCUCUCACACCUUCCUGUAUCUCCUCGCUCGUCCACAAAUUCGUUAGACAGCUUUACUCUACCUAUCAAGGAAUUAUCAGAUGAUCAAAGACCCAGCAAAAGUACCAACAACUACAGCACCAGCAAUGCAAAUGGCAAUAGCGGUAGCAGUAGCAACAGCAAUAACUGCAGUCACCAUCAAAGCAAAAACUGUAGUGAGACAAAGGGAAGAAACAAGCCCAAGUCGUUCUCUUUAUUCGGUUGGCGUAAAGGGUGUGAAGUUAAAGAAAAGGAAGAAGACAAGGAUAAGCACAAGAAAAGGCUAAGGUUCGACGUAAGUCAGGUGCUGAAGAGGUAUGCCAGAAUGGUUAGGCCACUGAUGUUCUUCAAAGGAAGGAGAGAAAAUCUCCGAUUCCACAGGCAACCUUAUUCAUUUUCAGGUAAUUUAAGUUGGAGAAAUAAGCAGGAUUUGCGAGGAAGGAGAGGAGAGUACUCAGCACCGGCAUCGAUGAGGACAUCUCCAUCAAACAGUGGCCUUCUUCUUGCAACUGCAGCUCUUCCUUCUUCUACUAGUGAUAGUACCAUGGAAGAGUUGCAGGCUGCUAUUCAAGCAGCAAUUGCUCAUUGCAAGAACUCAAUUGCUGCAGAAGAAAAGAUCAAAUGUUAA
Messenger RNA from Dovyalis caffra, 945 nucleotides. Lineage: Eukaryota; Viridiplantae; Streptophyta; Magnoliopsida; Malpighiales; Salicaceae. The record is from the annotation of a GenBank genome assembly.